Molecule: messenger RNA, 1505 nt
Organism: Chelonoidis abingdonii (Abingdon island giant tortoise)
Lineage: Eukaryota; Metazoa; Chordata; Testudines; Testudinidae
Gene: PLPP6
Product: phospholipid phosphatase 6
Molecular function (GO): sphingosine-1-phosphate phosphatase activity
Source: RefSeq, a predicted model, not a curated record
AUGCCCAGUCCCCGGAGCAGCCCGGCCCGCCGCGCGGCGGCGCCAGCCCCAGCCAGUCUGCGCGGCCUGGCGUGCUCCCUGCUGGCCGCCGACCUACGGUUCUCCCGCCAGCUGGGCGUGUGCGCCGGGGAGCGCUCGGCCUGGGGCAGCGCCAGGCCCCUCCUGCGGCUCCUCGAGGUGUCCGGCCACGGCGUGCCCUGGCUGGCGGGCACCCUGUAUGGGCUGGGCCGCAGCGAGAGCCCGGCGGGCCGCGAGGUGCUGCUCAACCUGCUCUUCGCUUUGGUGCUGGAUUUAGUCCUGGUGGCGAUGGUGAAAGGGCUCGUGAGGAGACGACGUCCCACUCACAACAAGAUGGACAUGUUUGUCACUAUCUCAGUGGACAAAUAUUCCUUCCCAUCAGGCCAUGCUACCAGAGCUGCCAUGGUGUGCAGAUUUGUCCUGCACCACCUGGUGCUCGCCAUUCCUCUGCGGGUCCUGAUGGUUCUGUGGGCCAUCAUUGUGGGCAUCUCCAGAGUCAUGCUGGGCAGACACAACGUGACAGACGUGGCCUUUGGCUUCAUCAUGGGCUACAUGCAGUACAAUGUGGUGAAAUACUUCUGGCUGUCGCCCCUUAGUGCACCUGCUCUCUUUGCAGUGUGGAAUCAGUGAUGAGCACCAUGAAAAGGAAGAGGCACACAUUGCUGCACAGAGAGUGUGAACCGGGACUGGAUGAAAGAAUCAUCAAAAGAAUCAUCAUAAGCCUCAUCUGACAAGCAAGACUGAUGAUAUCAGCAAGGUAUUCAUGCUUCAUUCUGUGGGAUAUGUGGACUCCGGUUGGGACAAAAUGAGAUCUGUUGGAAAGCUAUUCUUGGUGCCAUCUUGCUCUUAAUGUGCUGCUGGGCCAAAGCAUGUACCAGCCCGUACAGUUGCACUGACCAUCCCAGGAUACAAUCACUCCACAUCUCCUGGUGCUGUAGAAGUUGGAUGGAGAUCUGCACACUAGCCAAGCAGCUAAUUCUUAUUUUCUUGGUAUUUAAGAACAUGCAUAAGUAAGAUUUGUGGUUAGUAGAAAUACUGUAAAUCAGCACACAGCAGAGGAUGCCUGUAGUAUAACCGACUUACUAUCUCAUAUAGCAUAAAGAGUAGAUGUAACUUCUUACAAAUAUUGUUAGAUAGAGACAGUUUUCAGCAAGUAACUAUGUGCUGUAAAUAUACUGAUUGGUGCUGUGGUGGCUGAUUAAUAGUGGGUGUGCCCCCUAGUGGCUUUAGUACAUUAUUCUGAGUUGCGGGGUGGAUGCACUUCCUCUGCUGUCUCUUCUAUAACAUUGAGAUUACCAAGGUUUUGUAAAUCAAUUCCUUCUCCUUCUGAAGCUGCCUGCCCCUCGCUUGCCAGCCACAUUCCAGUUACAGAGCCUCACUUUUUCAAGUGGGUGGCUUGUUGGAAAGGUGAAGGCAUCUGGCCUUGGGAACUGGCAAUUUUGGGAGUGGAAAUGCACAAAUAGGGUCUUAAUAAAGCGUGGAAUGAA